GUCUGCCGCGUGCCCCUGCCGAGCUGCGGGGCGGCGGGCGCCGCCUCCCCCGCGCGCGCGCGGGCCGAGGAGGCGGAGGAGCCUCUUGAUUGGUGCAUCGCCGACAUGCCGGAGGGCCGCAUGGGUUGCCAGGCGGCCGUGGUGCGGCUGCCCUGCAG
Molecule: messenger RNA, 158 nt
Organism: Prorocentrum cordatum
Lineage: Eukaryota; Dinophyceae; Prorocentrales; Prorocentraceae
Source: the annotation of a GenBank genome assembly